CUAAGGAGAGCAAAGAGGCAGCACGGCAGCCACAAUCAUCUCUCUCUCUAAAGUUUUUCUUUUGAGAUCUCUCUCUCUCUCUCGUUGAGAAGCAUGUAUCUGAAUCCAAGAAUCAUUGGAUCUGGGGAGAGGACGCUGGUUCUCUCCCAUGGCUAUGGAGGGAGCCAGGCCAUCUGGGACAAGGUGCUGCCGCACCUGUCACGCAGGAACAAGGUGCUCCUCUUCGACUGGGACUUCUCCGGCGCUGACGACGAGGCGGCGGAGGAGGAGGGAGAGCACUGCUGCUACACGUUCUCCCGGUUCGCCGACAAGCUGGUGGCGCUCAUGGACGAGAUGAAGCUGAGCGGCGCCGUGUACGUGGGACAUUCCAUGGCCGGCAUGGUGGGCUGCAUUGCGUCCGUCAAGCGCCCCGACCUCUUCAGCCAUCUCGUCCUCGUCGGCGCCUCCCCCAGGUACAUAAACUCAGAGGAUUACGAGGGCGGGUUCGACGAGUCCGACAUCGAGGCGAUGCUAGCCCGCAUCUCAUCGGACUUCCGCGGCUGGGCGGAGGGCUUCGUCCCUCUGAUUGUCGGCAGCCCGGACCCGUCGGCCGUGGAGCGCCUGGCGCGGAGCUUCUUCGCCAUGGACCCACGCGUGGCGCACGCGCUGGCGUGCAUGAUCUUCCUGGGCGACCAGCGCGAGGUGCUGGACGCCGUGGCCGUGCCGUGCACGCUGGUGCACGUCUCCCGCGACUUCGCCGCGCCGCCCUGCGUCGGGCGCUACAUGCAGGCCCGCAUGGCGGCGCGCUGCGCCGCCGCCAUGGAGACCAUCGACUCGGUCGGGCACUUCCCGCAGCUCGUCGCGCCAGACGAGCUGCUCGGGAUACUCGACCUUGUGCUCGGCGCUGCCGAGGAGGAGGAGGAGGAGGAGGGGGUGGGCGCCCUGGCGUCGCGGGCGGCGGACGCCGUGGUGGAGGAGAUAAGUGGCGAGGUGGGUCUCGCGGAGGCGGGCGUGGCGACGUAGUCCCAUGUCCAUGCAUACCGGCGUGUAUAUUUGGCGCCACAGUGCGUACGUGUACGUAUCUUGGUUUGCGUGUUGGUCACUUGAUUUGCUUUGAUGGACUGUUUCGUGCAACCCGGUAUGGUAAUCGUAGAACGAUUAAUGCGCUUUCAUUUGGAACGUUUAGCUGUUGUGACAUUUAAUCCGUUGCAUUGGCUUGAUGUUCGAUCAUGGAGUGAGGGAAAUGGAAUACUAAUAGUGAAAGCAGUGUAGUGUUGUCUA
Phragmites australis (common reed) is the source of this 1260-nucleotide messenger RNA. RefSeq names its product probable esterase KAI2. The coding region runs from base 94 to 1002 and encodes 302 amino acids. Lineage: Eukaryota; Viridiplantae; Streptophyta; Magnoliopsida; Poales; Poaceae. The record is from RefSeq and is a predicted model, not a curated record. The transcript is spliced from 3 exons.